AUGCAGGGCUCGAACACCACGACGCUGUCCGCGAGCGAGUACUUGCAGCAGCGCUACGACGCGAAGGAAACCGACAGCGACUUGACGCCCGCGCUGCUGACGCCCAGCGCGCAGCUGCAGGACGGCGACCACGUGGUGCUGUUCAACCACAACACGUCGAGCAACUACAUUCUGAAAUCGGUGUUCAGUCUGUGCGACACGUCGCUGACGCUCGACGACAACGCUAAGACCAUCCUCAAGAACCUCGCGUUCCUCAGCACCGCGGUGAAGCCGAACAUCCACCUCGCGAUGCUCAUCGCGAUGGACUCGAUGCCCUGUCCGUUCCUGUUCGCGUCCGACGUGCUGCGGCCCGCGUUCAGCAGCGCGCUGAGCGAGGCGGGGAAGAGACAGCUGUUCGUGAUGGAGGACAACACGGCGAAGCUCUUCCAGCUGCUGCAGAGCGAGGAGAAGGGGAAGGGCGUGAGCGACGUGGUGCGGAUCAACAAUCUCAUCAAGAAGAAGAAGAUGACCGACGAUUUGGCGCUGCAGCACAUGCAGGGCGUGGCCAGCAUGGCGUGCAUGGCGAUGGCGGCGCAGCGCUACGACGCCGUGUAUCUCAGCUUCGCGGGAGCGAUCGUCGCGGCGCUGAAGCAGAGCGAGAUGCUGACGACGGUGAUGUGCAUGGAGAUCGAUCGUCUGCUGAAGCAGGUCUGCGAGGCCGCGACGCAGCACGGCUACGCCGUGGUGAUUGUGGGCACCGAUGGGCUGGCGACGCGCGUGCCGCAGCGAGAGGAGGUCGCGUUCCCGGUGGUGAAAGUGCCGUGCGUGGUGGUGCCGGCGCGGGGCGAGGCGCUGGAGAAGGAGGAUUGUGGGAGAGAGAGGGAAGGGAGUGAGGUGUAG
Blastocystis hominis is the source of this 879-nucleotide messenger RNA. RefSeq lists its product as hypothetical. NCBI's taxonomy places the organism in Eukaryota, Bigyra, Opalinata, Blastocystidae. The transcript is spliced from 4 exons. The record is from RefSeq and is a predicted model, not a curated record. Gene Ontology annotation, cellular component: cytoplasm. Gene Ontology annotation, molecular function: phosphoglycerate mutase activity. The coding region runs from base 1 to 879 and encodes 292 amino acids.